AUGGAUGACCAGCAUGGUUCAUGUUCAGCAUCCAGAUCACGCAUAGAUCGAUUUACCGAUCUCCAGCUCAGCAGAUUCAGUGCAACUACAUCGAAGCCUGGUCCAUUCUGCCGAAAGAGUUUCAAGGAGAUUAAAACGUCAUUGAAGGUGAGACUACAAUCACUUCGGCGUGACUUUGAAAUAUUGAUGAUGAAAAGUGGUGAAUCUAUUGCUAGUUUUCUGUCAAGAGCAAUGACAAUUGUCAGUCAAAUGAGAUCAUAUGGAAAGAAGGUCACUGAUCAGAUUAUUGUUGAAAAGGUAUUGAGAAGCUUGAAUCCAAAAUUUGAUCACGUAGUUGCGGCUAUCGAAGAAUCUAAGGAUCUAUCAGUUUUUUUCUUUGAUAAACUGAUGGGAUCUCUUCAAUCUCAUGAGGCAAGAAUCAAUCGUUCAGUUGAGAAGAACGAAGAAAAGGCAUUUCAAGGAAGAGGAGAAUUUCGCGGUGGUCGAGGCCGUGGUUAUGGAAGAGGCAGAGGAAGAAAUAUUGGGCAUAUGUCAUCACUGCCAUCGCUAUGCGCAUAUAAAGGCUGA
This is a messenger RNA of Solanum pennellii, 567 nucleotides long. RefSeq lists its product as uncharacterized. Bases 1 to 567 code for a protein of 188 amino acids. Lineage: Eukaryota; Viridiplantae; Streptophyta; Magnoliopsida; Solanales; Solanaceae. The transcript has 3 exons. The record is from RefSeq and is a predicted model, not a curated record.